Hansenula anomala is the source of this 654-nucleotide messenger RNA. RefSeq names its product Pop3p (gene POP3). Gene Ontology annotation, molecular function: ribonuclease MRP activity. The transcript has a single exon. Gene Ontology annotation, biological process: nuclear-transcribed mRNA catabolic process, RNase MRP-dependent; rRNA processing; tRNA processing. Bases 1 to 654 code for a protein of 217 amino acids. The record is from RefSeq and is a predicted model, not a curated record. Gene Ontology annotation, cellular component: nucleolar ribonuclease P complex; ribonuclease MRP complex; cytosol. NCBI's taxonomy places the organism in Eukaryota, Fungi, Ascomycota, Saccharomycetes, Phaffomycetales, Wickerhamomycetaceae.
AUGAAUUCAUUGAAAGAGGUAGAGAAAAAGAGAAAACAAGUUUUCAAGCCGCUUCUUGAGAAUCCUUUCACCCAAGCCCAGUUUCCGAGAAUAGAGCCAAUUAUCCAAGAACAGCUACUUGAGUUUCUGCUCCAUAUUUUGCUAGAUGUCAAGAAAUACAAUACUCUAGUUGACUCCAAACCUUCCUUCAAGGUAGAAAAGCCAGAGAUCUUGAGUAAUAUCACAUUGGGAUUCAAUAGCACUGUCCAAGCAUUAGAAAAUCAAGCACAAGAUAAAAAACAAACACCCAAGCUAUCAUUUAUUGUUGUAUGUAAAGCUGAUAUCCAACCACAGCUACUCAUUUCACAAUUUCCUGUUCUAUGCUACACAGCAUCAAAACAGGAUCAUAAAAUCAAGCUAAUCCAACUGCCCAAAGGAAGUAUAGACAGAAUUGAAGAGGUUUUGGGAAAGAAAACAGGGAUAAUAGGGUUACAAAAUUUUGAAAACUUGCCAGAAGGGUUCAUAAAAUUAAUAGAGGAAGAAGUGAAAAAUAUUGAAGUACCAUGGUUAGAAAAUAUAAGCUUUGUUUCCCCAAAGAUUAAGAUGUUGAAGACAACUGCCCCAAUAAUGCCUAAGAGGAAUAAGCAAAAGACUAACAAAGUCCAAAAGAGUUGA